Messenger RNA from Manis pentadactyla (Chinese pangolin), 3858 nucleotides. It is a transcript of the gene RASA3, whose product is annotated as RAS p21 protein activator 3. Bases 114 to 2618 code for a protein of 834 amino acids. The transcript has 24 exons. The record is from RefSeq and is a predicted model, not a curated record. Lineage: Eukaryota; Metazoa; Chordata; Mammalia; Pholidota; Manidae. Gene Ontology annotation, biological process: regulation of GTPase activity; intracellular signal transduction.
GGGCGGCGGCGUGGGGAUUGCGCGGCCUCGGCCGGGAGGCUGAGGUUGCUCCCGCUGCAUCCGAGGCUCCGGCGCGUCCAGCGGGGCCGCGAGCUCCCGGCGGCCCAGCGAGUAUGGCGGUGGAGGAGGAGGGGCUCCGCAUCUUCCAGAGCGUGAAGAUCAAGAUCGGGGAAGCCAAAAAUCUCCCCUCUUACCCCGGGCCAAACAAGAUGCGAGAUUGCUAUUGCACCGUGAACCUGGACCAAGAGGAGGUUUUCAGGACCAAAAUCGUGGAGAAGUCACUCUGCCCCUUCUAUGGAGAAGACUUCCACUGCGAAAUUCCUCGGAGCUUUCGCCACCUGUCAUUUUACGUUUUUGAUAGAGAUGUUUUCCGGAGGGACUCCAUCAUAGGGAAGGUGGCCAUUCAGAAGGAAGACUUGCAGAAGUACCACAACAGGGACACCUGGUUCCAGCUGCAGCAUGUGGACGCUGACUCGGAAGUGCAGGGCAAGGUGCACUUGGAGCUGAGGCUGAGUGAGGUCAUCACCGACACGGGCGUUGUCUGCCACAAGCUGGCCGCACGCAUCCUCGAGUGCCAAGGCCUCCCCAUUGUGAAUGGGCAGUGUGACCCUUAUGCCACCGUGACACUAGCAGGUCCAUACAGGUCGGAAGCAAAGAAGACGAAGGUGAGGAGGAGGACUAACAACCCUCAGUUCGACGAGGUGUUCUACUUUGAGGUGACCAGACCCUGCAGCUACAGCCGCAAGUCCCACUUUGACUUCGAGGAGGAGGACGUGGACAAACUUGAAAUCCGAGUUGAUCUCUGGAAUGCCAGUAACUUGAAAUUUGGAGAUGAGUUUCUGGGGGAACUAAGGAUCCCGCUGAAAGUGCUGCGGACAUCUAGCUCCCAUGAAGCGUGGUACUUCCUUCAGCCCAGAGACAAUGGCAGUAGGAGCCUGAAGCCGGGGGACUUGGGGUCCCUGCGGCUGAACGUGGUUUACACGGAAGACCACGUCUUCUCCUCCGACUACUACAGCCCACUGCGUGACCUGCUGCUGAGGUCUGCAGACGUGGAGCCCGUCUCAGCGUCCGCAGCCCACAUCCUGGGCGAGGUUUGCCGGGAGAAGCAGGAGGCGGCGGUCCCGCUGGUACGGCUCUUCCUCCAGCACGGCAGGGUGGUGCCCUUCAUCAGCGCCAUCGCCAACGCCGAGGUCCGGAGGACCCAGGACCCGAACACUAUUUUUCGAGGAAACUCGUUGACAUCCAAGUGCAUUGACGAGACGAUGAAGCUGGCAGGGAUGCACUACCUGCAUGUCACUCUGAAGCCCAGCAUAGAGGAGAUAUGCCAGAGCCACAAGCCCUGCGAGAUCGACCCCGUGAGGUUAAGAGACGGAGAAAACCUCGAAAACAACAUGGAGAACCUGCGGCAGUAUGUGGACCACAUCUUCAGUGCCAUCACCAAGUCUGGGGUGAGCUGCCCCACCGUCAUGUGUGACAUUUUCUUUUCCCUCCGAGAGGCGGCUGCCAAGCGCUUCCAAGACGACCCAGACGUGCGGUACACGGCCGUGAGCAGCUUCGUUUUCCUGAGGUUCUUUGCGCCUGCCAUCCUGUCCCCCAACCUCUUCCAGCUCACGCUCCACCACACGGACCCGCUGACGUCCCGGACACUGACACUUAUCUCAAAGACGAUUCAGACUCUGGGCAGCUUAUCCAAGUCUAAGUCCGCCAGUUUUAAGGAAUCAUACAUGGCUGCAUUUUAUGAAUUCUUCAAUGAACAGAAAUACACUGAGGCGGUAAAAAACUUCUUAGAUUUGAUCUCGUCCUCUGGGAGAAGAGACCCCAAGAGCAUAGAGCAGCCCAUCCUGCUGAAGGAAGGGUUCAUGAUUAAGAGGGCGCAAGGGCGGAAGCGUUUCGGGAUGAAGAAUUUUAAGAAAAGAUGGUUUCGCCUGACAAACCAUGAAUUCACCUACCAGAAAAGCAAAGGGGACCAGCCACUCUGCAGCAUUCCCAUCGAGAACAUUCUGGCCGUGGAGAAACUGGAGGAGGAGUCCUUCAAGAUGAAGAAUAUGUUCCAGGUCAUCCAGCCCGAGCGGGCGCUGUACGUCCAGGCCGACAACUGCGUGGAGGCCAAGGCCUGGGCUGACACGCUCACGAAAGUGAGCCAGCACAACCAGCAGCGUCUCACCAUGUUCCACCCAUCUGCCUACCUGAACGGCCGCUGGUUGUGCUGCAGGGCCUCCUCAGACAUAGCUGCUGGCUGCACGCCCUGCACCGGUGGCCUCCCGGCGAACAUCCAGCUGGACAUUGAUGGGGACCGAGAGACGGAGCGUAUCUACUCCCUCUUCAACCUGAACAUGAGCAAGCUGGAGAAGAUGCAAGAGGCCUGUGGGAGCAGAUCCGUGUACGAUGGGCCGGAGCAGGAGGAAUACUCCUCAUUUGUCAUUGACGACCCCCAGGAGACCUACAAGACGCUGAGGCAGGUCAUCACCGGGGUCGGGACCUUGGAGCAGGAGCAUGCCCAGUACAGAAGGGACAAGUUCCAGAAGACCAAGUAUGGCAGCCAGGAACACCCCAUCGGGGACAAGAGCUUCCAAAGCUACAUCCGGCAGCGGUCUGAGACCUCCACCCACUCCAUUUAAGCUGCAGAGAAGGAGGAGCUGCGGGCGGGCGGCGCGCUCAGCUGCACAGCGGCUCUCGGGUCUCGCGCUGCCCCGGCCUCCGUGCUGCCGUUUUGUUCACGCCCGCGGCCGGUGUCCCAAGCCGGCCCGCCCUCUGCGGCGCGUGGCCCCGUGUGUGUCCUCGCCUUUGCUGGCUCUGCAGCGUCCGCCCCCAGGACGCUGGCACCUGCCUAGACGUUCUGCUUCAGCACUGCCGGGACGGAAGAGCCUCACUUCUCUCCUCGGAGCCUCCACUGGAGGCCCGGCAGACGGCCCUUGGCUUCAGCUUCUGGGGUGGUGUUCCUGGCUGCAGAGUGGGUUUUGUGGCUGUGCACAACUGCACAGAGAUACCAGUUGGAGGAUGUUCUUCAUAUUUUGGGGGGCAUGGGGCUUUCUGCAGAGAGCUCCUGGGGGCAUCCCAGUCCCCCUUCUCAGAGGCUGACUCCAAGACGCACCCACAGCCUGCAGGUGCCAGAGACGGGCUGAGCUGGGUAUCUGUGCAGUCCCCACUUCAAGCACAAGACGUGUUGUUCCGCUCUCGGGAUUAAAGCAGGACCCACGUUUGCCACCCCUUGUGGAAGUGUGGGGAAGAUUUUAAAAUUGGAAAUGUGCGUAAUUCUCAAGCUGUUUUUCUUAAUAUUUUUAAACUCUGUCUUUGAUAUAAAGUGCACCCAGACCUGUACUCAUCAGAGGGGAGGUCACAGCAGGGCCAUAAAGGGAGCAGGCAGCAUCCUCAUGCGAGCCAAUUAAAGGUACCCGGGGGAAAUUGAGGGAAAGAGGAGGCGCAGAGCUCGAAGGGUCACCCUCGCCGGUCAGGUGUCUGGCCCAGGCCCUUAGCAGCUGUGAAGCCCAGAAGCUCUAGGUCAGGGACCGGCUUUUUUUCUUUUGGGCAGGGGUCCUUCCACAGGGGCAGUGAGCCCCCAACUGGCAUCACGGCAGCAGGCGCCAGCAUUGGAAGCCCCGUCCAAAGAAGCAGGACCACGUGCCCGUGCUCAUCGCUGUCUGCAUCUGCACAUUCUGUCAUUCAGACCCAUUACUGGAUGGCAGACUUACAAAAAUAGGGGAGGAAAUGUUACAAAAAAACCCUUUGGGACACACAGCUAUGAGGCUGCACAGACGUGUGGUUUUUAACAUGGGUUUGUAACUUAAUGUUUCUGUUUAUAAGAUACUAAUGACUUGUGAUGUAUUUUACUGGCCCAUUAAAGUGGACGUUUUAUUCUUU